Messenger RNA from Plasmodium gonderi, 3357 nucleotides. RefSeq lists its product as hypothetical. Lineage: Eukaryota; Apicomplexa; Aconoidasida; Haemosporida; Plasmodiidae. The record is from RefSeq and is a predicted model, not a curated record. Gene Ontology annotation, biological process: peptidyl-lysine monomethylation. The coding region runs from base 1 to 3357 and encodes 1118 amino acids. Gene Ontology annotation, molecular function: protein-lysine N-methyltransferase activity; protein binding. The transcript has a single exon.
AUGAAUAACAUACUCGAAUCAUGGCUAAAAUGGGCAUUUCUUCUAAUAAGCAUACUUCCAAUUAAGAGUACAAAAAUACUACAUAAUAAGAGAAAAAAAAAUUUGUUCCCAUCAUUCACACAAAAUGGUUGGUCGAGGAGAGAAAGAGACAAUAAUCUUUCUUCCCACAAGUUGAUUCAAAGUUGUAAAUCUGUCUUUCACCCGUUCAAAAAGAAAAACAGUUCAUUGAAAUUAUCUAAACAGGAUAAAAUAAGCAAAGAAAAUAUCUCUCUAAAUUACCUAAACAAAUUAAUGGAAAACAUAUUACAUAAAAAAUAUGAAUAUAAAAAUAAUUUGAUAACCCCCAUCUUUACAAUUUACAACUUAACUAACUAUUUUAAGCAUAAGUCAUUAUCACUAGAAAAUAUAGAAUUCACUGAACAAAAUAGGAAUGACUAUACGUAUGAAAAAAAUAGAAUUCACGAUUUUAUCGUGGAACAUAAUCUACACGCUAGUAAAAAUGGACAACAAUUUGAAAAAUCUGAUACCAAUGUUCAAUCGAAUAAACAACAAUGCAAUGGAAGCAUCAAAAAAAAAAACGCCUACUGUUGUGAUGACAACAUGAACGAUUCUCAUUUUGAAGACAAAAUCCUCUGCAUAACUGCAAAAAAGAAAAUUCAAAAAUCAGACAUCAUAUGCAACAUACCUAGUUCAUACAUAAUUAAUUUUAACCACAUCGUGAAACAAAUUCAAAAAUAUGUUGACUUCUUCUCCAACACGUAUAAUGUUAAUUACUUGAAAUAUAUAUUUAAAAAUAACAUGGAAGAAGAGAUAAAAAAAAUAGAUUCUUUUACAAUAUUAAUGUAUGAUAUUUAUAAAAGGCAUGUUCAUUUUUUAGUCUUUAUGAAAUCACCACAUAUCUAUUUAAAAUAUUGGGAUGUUAAAUUAACAUUAAUAAUAGCUUAUAUAUAUUUCAUUUCGAAAUACAUCAAUGUUUUACUUUAUGCUUAUAAUUUUAAUAACACUUGUUUUGUUCUUUUGAAUAAUUAUUUUAUGAAACAAGGGAAAAUAUAUCACACAAGCAGUGAAAAUGUGUCUCAAAAGAAAGAACAAAAUAUUUACUGCAUAAACAAAAACCCAGUGUGUAACAUCGAUGAAGAGGAAAAUGUUCUCAAAGUUGCGUAUACGCAUAUAAGGCAAAUACAUUCUAUGCUAAACGAAAAAACAAAUGAUACACUUAAAGAGAAGACCAAUUUUUUCUUCUAUAAAAAUUAUGAACAUUAUGUCUAUUAUAUUACUAACAAAAUAAAAUUAUCCCAUUUACCUCUACAUUUCUCAGACUCCUCAUUUUUUCUUUUUAAUAAUAUUAGUAUGAAAAAUAUCAUAUAUUUUAGAAGACAAAUGCUUCACGAAAUAAUAAAUUUUUAUAAAAGUGAGGAUAAUGAAAACUCUAAUUUUUUAUUUAUUGACAAAAAUGUUAUACACAGAAUUUUAUUUACUAAUAAUGAGUACUAUGGUCCGAUUGAGAAACUCUUAAUCGAUAACAAAAAUUCAUUUGGAGAGGGGAAACCUCAAUGUUCUCCCCAUAUUUUGGAUAUCCAUAUGGGAGAUGUUAACAGGUUGUACCAUUAUAUUUUGCUCUCGAGCGAAAAAAAAUCUAAUGAGAAUCAAAAUGGGGUAUGUUUCCAUGAGAGUGGUAGUGAAAUAAACAAAUCGUAUGGUAGUAAAAAUGGGGGAAAUACAUUUAGUUCACUCAUUGAAAUUCUUGAUUAUACCAUCAGAUCUAUCGCUUAUAAUGAAUCCUUAUUCGAAUCAUUUGAUGAGUUCUUUAAUUACAACUUUUUGAUGCAUAUAUAUUCGUACGUUUCUUCGCACGUUAUAAAGCUGAAAAGUGAUAUAACAGUAAAUAAGGAACAAAUGGACAAGGAGAGAAGAAAAGGGGAAAAUAGUCCCCAAAAUGGCACACAAAAUAGUCCCCAAAAUGGCACACAAAAUAGUCCCCAAAAUGGCACACAAAAUAGUCCCCAAAAUGGCACACAAAAUGGUCCCAAAAAUGAUGACUGUGAACUAAAGGAUAAUAUCCUAAGCAGCAACAUAAAAAUGGAAAACAUCGAAAAAGUCGUUGAGGAAUUUAGCGUAAAGGAAUGCACGAAGCAUGAUUUUAACGAAUAUGAAAAAAACGAAAAAGAUGAAAAUACAUAUAUGUGCCUAAUACCCAUAAUAGACAUCUGUAACCACAGCAAUUUUUCUGUGAAUUCUAUUAUCAAAAAGGAAAUGAGAAAAUAUGCAGAAGAUAAGAUUUUCUUCGAAAAUAACCUCAAAAGUUUUUUCCAUUCUGAGAAAAGGCACAUUAAGAAAAAUGAAGUGAACGAUAUUUCUAAAGAUAAUCUACCUGAAUAUAUGUCAAAAAAAACUUCUUAUCAGAAAGAAGAACAAAUGAAUAAUAAUGUAAAAGAUGCAGAACUGAUUGAAAACUUAGAUAAUGUACAGUUAAUAAGCUCAAAAGACAUAGAAAAAGAUGAAGAAAUUACAAUAAGUUAUGGAAAUCUAAGUAAUGAUCUCCUACUGUUAGAAUACGGAUUUGUUGAUAAAAAAGGUACAAAGGUUUAUUUCUAUUUUGAUAUAAAAAUAGUAAGAGAAAUAAUUAUACAAAUACUAGGAUUUGAUAAAUUACCCCUAAUAAUGUUAGAAAGCUUACCACAGGUUAAGGUAAAUUUAUUUAAAAUUCUUAACGUUGUACCAAAUAGUGAUAAUGUGUAUGAACGAUUUGCUCUUAAUAUGGAAAGUGCAAAAAUUACGAGAAAAAAAAAAGAAAUAUUAAAUGAUUAUCUGAGAAAAAAUAAAUAUUUUAACGAAUAUAAUAUAUUUACUAUGAAAGAUCGUAUUAACAAAUUCUACAUUGAAGAAAAGCUUCAACACCAUCAUAGGAAAAAUUACUUCUACAUAGGUUCAGAAUCUAUUGUAGACCCAGUCCUAUUAGCUACAAUACGCAUAAUCAUAUACGACGAUUUAAACGAACUCACCAAAAUAAAGGUAACAGAUUUAUUAAAGUGGGAAUAUUACAUAUCACCCAUAUCCGAAGCAGUUGUACUACAAGUUUUAAUUAAAUUAAUCGAUGAAAUUAUUUAUGAACAAUUUUAUCAUAUGGAUUACGAAGAAAUAUUAAAACAGGGUAAAGUCCAAUAUUCUGAUUUGAAAUUUUUACAAAAUAAAUUUCUUCAAAAAAAUUUAUUUGACUCUGAAAAAUUCAUAAACAUAUAUCGCAGCAACAACUUUAAAAUAGUUAUAUAUAAUGUUAUGAGGCUCAAGGAGCUACAAAGUGCAAAGCAGAAACUUACAGAAAAGCUGAAACAUAUGAAAACACUUAUUAGGGAUUAA